UGUUCUUCUCGCCCCCAGGUACCAGGAUUAUUUAUGACCGUAAGUUUUUGAUGGAGUGCCGUAAUUCUCCAGUUGCCAAAACACCACCUUCCGACCUUCCGGACAUUCCAGGUGUUACCAGCCCAAAUGUGGAGGAGUUGAAGAUUGAGAACAACCAUGUCCAAAACAGUGAUGAGAAAGUGAGCGCAGGUGUUACCAGCCCAAAUGUGGAGGAGUUGAAGAUUGAGAACAACCAUGUCCAAAACAGUGAUGAGAAAGUGAGCGCAG
Messenger RNA from Tauraco erythrolophus (red-crested turaco), 267 nucleotides. Lineage: Eukaryota; Metazoa; Chordata; Aves; Musophagiformes; Musophagidae. The record is from RefSeq and is a predicted model, not a curated record.